CUGCGCGCCGGAGAUCCGGGCAGCACCGAGACGGAACCGCGGCACGACAGGAGUGGCGCUGAGCACAGCGGCGCCGGAGCCGGGAGGGACGGAGAGCGGCACCGGGCCGGGGAAGGAACCCUGCGCACCCAUCAGCCACCUCUGUGUGGGGAAUGGAGGAAUGGGGAAGAGCUGAGCGCCGGCUUGCCACAGGAGCUGCGCGGAAGGAGAAGAAGCUGGGCCCAAAGCAUCUCUGUGUUUUUAAUGUCCCUUCCCAACCCAGCCGUUCCAACACUCCAUGUUUCCGCGCCGUCCACCUGAAUAUCAGUGGCCUCCUGCUGCUCCUCGGAUGGCUGGGGAUCCUCCCCCAGCACGGCAGCGCAGGCAGCGAGCCCAGGGGCAGCCGGCCCUGGUGGCGGAGCAGCCGUGCCUCAUGCCGUGAGCUCACGAUGCUCAGCCUCGUGCCGUGAGCUCACAAUGCUCAGCCCAUGCUCCCAGGUGUUCCGUGCCGGCCAGCGGCACUCACUUGGCUGCAGCGCUGGUGGUGGCAGCAUGGCACGAGUGUGGGGGGCUGCGGCCCCCACCCGCCUUGCUCUCCUCCUCCUACUGGUGGCCAUGUGUUUCCAGGAGACUCGUGCUGCUCCGUGGCGAGCACCAGCAGAUGAUGACGCUGAUGCUCCUUAUCCAGAUGAUUGGGUGGACACUGCUUUUGUGCCUGAGGGGAACCCCAGAGGUCCUCUUGGUGAAUUACCAGAGCGGAGUCCUGUUGCUGAGCCUGGGCUGGAUGCCAGAGGUCCUGAGAGAUGGAAUGAGACAUUGAGAAUUGGAGAAUAUCCGCAGAGGCUCUCCCAUGUCCUGAAGAAAAUCAUGAAGGAGAAGGCAGCACACGAGACAGACGGAGAGCCUGAGCACAGGGAUGCAUUUCAGGGAGGCAGCCGUCGCAUGCCGCACGUCCCUCCGGGAGAAACAGAGGCCAAGCACACGACUGGCGCUCCAGGUAAAGCCCCUCCUAGAGCUCCAUGGCCGUGGUCAGAGGUUGCUGCCCUUCCAUCACACUCAGUUCCCAGGGAUUUAGGAACUUUGGCCAGGGGAACCACAUUCAGCAGGUGAGGAGAGGAAAUAGGACCCUCCGACGUACCUCCCUCCCACAGUCCCUGCAUUCCAGAGCUUGCUGUGCCCCCCUUGAGGCACGUGGCACACCAGCAGCCUGCAGUGGGAUCCCUCCUGCAAACUGAGCUCCAGAGGGACGCACUGGCUCCUAGAUGGGGCAUAGAUGGAGCCUCCCCGUCCUGCCUCCUCUUUGCCUGCACCAUGCUGAGACUUUGCCUUUCUCUCAUUCUUCACUGUGCUGUUAGAGCCCCAGGCAGCCCAGCACAACUGGAUCCGUGGUUCUUUUCUGAAGAACCCGGGUGAGCAACAAUCAGGCAGGAGUUCAUAAAGGGGAGGAAACUAGGAGCAUGCAAGUUGUGCCCACGCCGGGAGAAAGGCAAAAAGGGAGAGGCAGGUUCAGGUGCCUGCGGAGAGGGCCUGACUCUGCCUCCGAGGAGCAGGUUCCCAGUGAGAGAGGGGAGCUCAGGGCUUGUUCUUGUCCAUGUCACUCAUAGCAGCAAUUGGUUAAAGAGAUUCACACGCUCUCCUUCUGCUCUAAGGAAUUUUCUUUAGUCAGACAACGUGCCCCAAGCGGUCACGAUGUGCCUGCAGCAGCACUAC
Messenger RNA from Lagopus leucura (white-tailed ptarmigan), 1689 nucleotides. RefSeq lists its product as uncharacterized. Lineage: Eukaryota; Metazoa; Chordata; Aves; Galliformes; Phasianidae. The transcript is spliced from 7 exons. The coding region runs from base 457 to 1089 and encodes 210 amino acids. The record is from RefSeq and is a predicted model, not a curated record.